GCGUUAUUUCCAGGAUGUUCCAGCAUCAUUCCAAGGAUCCUUCGAACUGUUGCUGUUGUUGUACCUCCAGGUGACCGUCGCUCCUCUGCGGGGUUCCUUUGCCUACUUAAACCUUAAAGUACCACCCUUCCUGUCACUUUCAUGUGUGUGAUUUCAUUCCCAAUACCUCGCCAACAUGAGGUCCACGCUUUUGGUAUGGGCGGCAGCAAUUGGCGCAGAAGCCUGUCAGCGUGAGCGCAACUUCCACAGUCACUCCCAUGCGAAACGACAGGACCACGACACAUCUCGAGCACCAUUGGACGCCAAUGAGCAGUUAUUGUUGGAUUCCUUCGACGCUACCUCCAUAUCCACAUGGUCCUACUACUACACACACGGUGCUCAUGUUGCUGGCCGGAACAAGACACAGGCUCAGUGGACAGCAGACAAAUGGGCCGAGUACGGCUGGACCAGCCGGCUGGAUGAAUACUUCGUGUAUCUGAAUUAUCCUGUAUCGCAAUCCUUACAACUUACCUUGCCCAAUGGAACAGUUUUCAAUGCUUCCCUUGAGGAGGAAGUACUCGAGGAAGAUGAUACGUCCAGCUACCCCAACCGAAUUCCCGUCUUCCACGGUUACUCCGCUACGGGUGACGCAUCUGCAGAAUACGUCUACGUGGGAAGAGGGCAACAGGUCGAUUUUGACCGACUUCAAGCUCUCGGAGUACAAUUGGAAGGCAAGAUUGCUGUUGCCAGAUAUGGCGGCCCGUUCCGAGGCCUGAAGGUUAAGAAUGCGCAAGACCAUGGCAUGAUCGGUGCUAUCAUUUUCAGUGACCCUGGCGAUGAUGGCAACGUCACCGAAGCGAAGGGUGUAGCCGCCUAUCCCAAUGGUCCUGCACGCAACCCGACCAGUGUUCAGCGCGGCUCUGUCAUGUUUCUUAGCACCUACCCUGGAGACCCUACCACUCCAGGUUAUCCUUCGAAGGAAGAUUCGCCAAGAGCAGACCCAAGCGGCAGUGUUCCCAGGAUUCCUUCCAUCCCAAUCUCAUGGCGUGAUGCCCAACCCAUACUCCAGGCUUUGAACGGAUUUGGUACCAAUGGAAAAGAUGUUAACCGUACGAAUUGGGUUGGCGCCAUUCCAGGCGUGACUUAUAGCACUGGCGAGGGAUCUGGUGCGACUCUGUCAUUGAGCAACGUCAUGGAAGCAAACUACACUGCCAUCUGGAACGCCAUCGGCAUCAUCAACGGCACCAACCAAGACGAAGUCAUUGUCGUUGGUAAUCAUCGUGAUGCCUGGAUUGUUGGCGGAGCAGCUGAUCCUAACUCGGGAUCCGCUGUCCUGAUUGAACUGGCUAAAGCCUUUGGCAAGCUGCAAGAGACAGGAUGGAGGCCUAAGCGUACUAUCGUGCUUGCAAGCUGGGACGCCGAGGAGUACGGUCUGGUGGGCUCCACGGAAUGGUUGGAGGAAUACCUGCCUUGGCUGAAGACGGCAGCCGUCUCCUACCUGAACAUUGACGUCGCUGUUUCUGGUCCUGUCCCUGAUUUCUCUGCCACCCCCGAUUUUCAUGAGAUUGCAGCUCAGAUCCAGAAGAAGGUCAUCUGGCCGUACCGCAACACCACUGACCGCACUCUGUACGAUGUCUGGCAGACCGAAGCCGGCGGCGAGUUUGGUGUCCUUGGCAGUGGAAGCGACUACACCGGCUUCCUCCACCGUGGCAUUGCUUGCAUUGACUUGGGGGCUGGAGGAUCCGUCGAAAAGGGGGACCCCAUCUACCCAUACCACUCGAACUACGAUUCGUACCAUUGGAUGAGCACAUUUGGUGAUCCGGGUUUCGUUCACCACAAGGCCAUUGGCCAGUAUCUUACACUCUUGCUCUAUCACCUUUCGAGCGACGAAGUCCUUCCCCUGAACCCCGCGGGCUACACUUCAGAACUGCGUGCAUAUUACAAGGACCUAGAGGAGGUCGUGUCUUCCGGCAAUGGCACUCUUGAUCUUUCCGCGCUCUCCUCCGCCAUCGACACGUUCGAGACGUACGCCCAGCAAUUCAUCUCCCUCCGCGAGUUUGCAAUCACCACCAACAACACCGAACUCAUCACCGUGCAGAACCACAAGGCCCGCGACUUCUCCCGCGGCUUCACAUCCCAGGGUGGGCUCCCUGGCAGAGAGUUCUUCCAGAACUUGAUCUUUGCUCCGGGACUGGACACAGGUUAUGCGCCUGUUACGUACCCGGGUAUCACGGAGAGUAUUACGUUUGCGAAGGAUUGGAAGAGGGCGCAGGAGUGGGUGGGUAAGACGGCGAAUGCGAUUUUGGUGGCGGCGAAUAUGUUGAAGACGUAGAUUGCGAAAUCGCCCAUGUUGGAUUCCGGGGGUGUUCCAAAGGAACGCUUAAUAUAGUGAGAGGGGAUAUGUAGUUGCGAUGAUGAAUGAAUAAACGAAUAAAUAAUGUCUUGAUAACGAAGCCAUCGCGAUAUCGUUGCAGAAUGUUUCUCUGCUUCUGACCUCGGCUCCUCCGAUAACACUCUUUCCAUUUACCUAAUUUGGGUUACUGUUUGACCGGAUCGUAACCGGAAGGAUGGCGGGAGAGCU
Messenger RNA from Westerdykella ornata, 2560 nucleotides. RefSeq names its product glutamate carboxypeptidase 2. Lineage: Eukaryota; Fungi; Ascomycota; Dothideomycetes; Pleosporales; Sporormiaceae. The transcript has 4 exons. The record is from RefSeq and is a predicted model, not a curated record. The coding region runs from base 176 to 2311 and encodes 711 amino acids. Gene Ontology annotation, molecular function: carboxypeptidase activity.